Messenger RNA from Cladophialophora yegresii CBS 114405, 708 nucleotides. RefSeq lists its product as uncharacterized. Bases 1 to 708 code for a protein of 235 amino acids. The transcript has a single exon. The record is from RefSeq and is a predicted model, not a curated record. Gene Ontology annotation, biological process: mitotic spindle organization. Gene Ontology annotation, cellular component: dynactin complex. NCBI's taxonomy places the organism in Eukaryota, Fungi, Ascomycota, Eurotiomycetes, Chaetothyriales, Herpotrichiellaceae. Gene Ontology annotation, molecular function: dynein complex binding.
AUGAGUGCUUCAGCUGCGCCAUCGACAUCUCAAGCAUCGAGCAGGCCUCCGGUAACGCUAGGACAGAGUACACAUCUUGAUCCUGGUGCCUAUGUCCGUGGCACCCACGCAAUCACUCUGGGCGAACACAUUUUAGUACACCCGCGAGCCCAGCUCAUUGCGAUCCAUGGUCCGCUUUCAGUUAGUGACAAGUGUAUCAUCUCUGAAAAGUGCGUAAUUGGCGGACCUGUCCCGAGCGCAUCGACCACAGAUCCGAGUUCGAAAGCGGCUGCUGCAGGGAGCAAUCCAACGACACCAUUACUCGGUCAGCCGGGCGAAAGCGACGACGACGAGCAUGAUCCUGUAAAGACCACGGUUGGCUCAAAUGUCUACAUGCAUCCCAGCUCCCAGAUCCAUGCUGGAGCCACGAUCAAAGAUAGUGUGCUGAUAGAGCCUCAUGUAACUAUUUUCGCGAACGUCGUGGUUGGAGCGCAUGCGAAGAUCUGUGCCGGCGUGACCGUGGAUCGAGAUGUGGAAGAAUGGACCGUGGUCUACGGCCGUGGCGACGUCAAGCGGCACCGAAAGACACCGCGUUUGAACAGUAACAUUCAAGAGGAUCACUCGGACGUCGUUGAGAUGUUGAGGCUCAAAGCCAUGGACAAGGAGCGAGAAGGGACUGUCAGCAUCUUCAAAACAGCAGCACGGGCGAAUCUAACGAAGAAGAAAUGA